Molecule: messenger RNA, 867 nt
Organism: Brassica oleracea var. oleracea
Lineage: Eukaryota; Viridiplantae; Streptophyta; Magnoliopsida; Brassicales; Brassicaceae
Exons: 1
Coding region: 1-867 (288 amino acids)
Source: RefSeq, a predicted model, not a curated record
AUGAGGAUGAGCUUAGAUGCUAAGAACAAGAUUGGAUUCAUGGAUGGAUCGUUAUCAAGACCAGCUCAAGAUGAUCCUUUGUUCAAGAUUUGGAGUCGAUGUAACAGCAUGGUUAAGUCGUGGCUGCUUAACACUGUGAACCAGGAGAUUUAUGAUAGUAUCUUAUACUAUGAUGAUGCUGUUGAGAUGUGGAAUGAUCUUUACUCAAGGUUUCGUGUCAGCAAUCUCCCAAGGAAAUACCAGUUGGAGCAAGCUGUUGCGACUUUGAAGCAAGGAUCUAUGGAUUUAUCCGCUUACUAUACUAAGAAGAAGAUGUUAUGGGAGCAACUGUCCAACACAAGAAUCUCCACAACAAGAAGAUGUCAAUGCGAUCAUGUCAAGGAGUUAAUGGAAGAAGCGGAGACAAGUAUAAUCAUUCAGUUUCUCAUGGGGCUUAAUGAAAACUUUGCCAACAUUCGUGGUCAGAUACUGAACAUGAAGCCUCGGCCAAGCCUCACUGAGAUCUACAACAUGCUUGAUCAAGAUGAGAGUCAGAGGAUUGUAGGUUCAGCUCAGAGUUUGAACAGCCAUCCUGCUGCGUUCCAAGUACAAGACACAAAUACUUCCGAGAACAAUCAGAUCCUCCUAUCUCACGGUGGUUACCAUAAAGUGAAGUGUUCUUACUGCUCUCGCCUUGGAAACACUGUUGACAAGUGCUACAAGAAGCAUGGAUACCCUCCUGGAAUGUUCAAAGGGAAGAAAUCCAACGUUGUUGCUUCUACAAACUUGGCUCUCACUCAGUCCUCAAUCAAUCAGGACAACGGUCAACAUGAAGAUGUCUCAUGUGAUCAAUUCUCUAAAGACCAACUUCAGUCAAUGAUCUCGUAA